CUGACACACAGUGCUAAAAGUGGUUCGCAAAAUGUCCCUUGAUUCUGCUGCCAAUUUCCACCACUAGUGGCGCUAGUAGUUACCUGACGAGCUUGCGCGCGGUUAGCGAGGGCAGCGAGCGUGUCAGAAGUCUACCACUAGCGCCACGUAGAGGACCUAAAAAACGGGGACAAGACGCGUACAAUUUUUUACUAUACGAGCAGUGGUGAGUGUCAGGGGGCUACUCCUGGUCAAUCUCUCUGUAAGACUAUGGGUGAUGCACGUUUCAGUUACACAUACCUAUAAUAUAAUUUGGUGGUGAAGGCUCGCCGCGUGCCGCACGUGUUAACCUCACAUUUUGGUAACACGGUUUCCUGAGUGAACUGGUUUCACAGCAAAAAUGGUAAAGAAAAGUGUAAAAAGAAAGCGUAAGGAGAGUGAGAAGGGUAAAAAUGUUGAAACCGAAGAAGUGGUGAAGCUGCCGCCAUCGAAACGAUCGUCCGAUGAACCUGCGCCGAAAAAGACGAGAUGGAUAAACAAACAACGGGUGCUGGUAUUCGCAUCCCGGGGAAUCAACCACAGAGAUCGUCACCUAAUGGAAGAUAUUAAACGACUUAUGCCACACCAUCGCCCAGAGAGUAAAAUGGAACGAUCCAAAAAUUUGCAAGUUAUUAAUGAGAUGUGUGAAAUGAAAAAUUGCAACAAAGCCAUGCUUUUCGAGGGCCGCAAAAAAAGAGAUUUGUACAUGUGGUUGUCUAAUGUUCCAACUGGACCAUGUGCGAAAUUUCUUGUUGAAAAUGUUUAUACAAUGGCAGAGUUGAAAAUGACUGGAAAUUGUCUCAAAGGGUCAAGACCAUUGCUAUCUUUUGAUGAGAAUUUCAAUGAGAAACCUCAGUAUGGUGUCCUGAAAGAAUUAUUGACACAAAUAUUUGGAGUACCAAACCACCAUCCAAAAAGUCAACCGUUUUUUGACCAUAUUUACACAUUUAGUAUUUUAGAUAAUCGAAUAUGGUUUAGAAAUUUCCAAAUUUUAACGGAGGAUGGAGCACUAGCUGAAAUAGGCCCCAGAUUUGUUCUUAAUCCUGUGAAAAUUUUUACCAGCAGUUUUGGUGGUGAAACGCUUUGGAAUAAUCCGUGUUAUAUUUCUCCAGCUAAGUACCGUCAGUCAUUGACGAAAAAAGCAGCUGGUAAAUACAUGAACAGGAUAGAACAGAAAUUGAAUGCAGAAUCUAAUAAGCCGGCGGAAUCUUAUGCUUUGAACCCAUUAGAUGAGAUAUUCAAAGGGGAUCCCCUGGCUGCGGCAGAAAAAAUGGAAGAGUUACAAGAGCAAGGAAUUGACGAAUCUGCCAAAGUUGAAAAGAAAAAAUCCCUUAGAGUAAAGUUCGUUAAGAAAAAACCGAAAAAGCAUUUAGUGGGUAAGCAGAAUAAGAAGAAAAAAUCAAUAGUUGCCAAAAAAAUUAAAAAUUGAAUGAAUUUAUUGUACGAACUUCUGACGCACUGUGUUGUAAUAAAAUACAUGCAUAUAAAAUA
Neodiprion virginianus is the source of this 1509-nucleotide messenger RNA. RefSeq names its product ribosome biogenesis protein BRX1 homolog. Gene Ontology annotation, cellular component: nucleolus. Lineage: Eukaryota; Metazoa; Arthropoda; Insecta; Hymenoptera; Diprionidae. The transcript is spliced from 4 exons. The record is from RefSeq and is a predicted model, not a curated record. Gene Ontology annotation, molecular function: rRNA binding. Gene Ontology annotation, biological process: ribosomal large subunit assembly; rRNA processing. Bases 380 to 1447 code for a protein of 355 amino acids.